AUGGACUACUACUCCAAAUUUAUUGAAGUGGAUCCUCUACAUGAUCUUUCAAGUUCUGCAACGGUCGAUGCCGUCAAGUCACAGUUCAGUCGUCAUGACAUCCCAGAGAAGUUGAAAACUGACAAUGGACCUCAGUUCUCAUCCCGCGAGUUCUCAAUGUUCUGUGAAGAUUACCAAAUCGAACAUACUACGUCUUCUCCACACUAUCCACAAUCAAACGGUGAAGCUGUGAGAGGAGUUAAAAUAGUGAAAAGACUAUGGGAGAAAACUCCAGACAAACAUCUAGCACUGCUAGACUCCCGUACAACACUCUUAGCCAGUUGUGACUUAUCACCAGCUCAACUGUUGAUGAGUCGUAGACCAAGAAACAAAGUUCCAACAGCUCGAUAA
Molecule: messenger RNA, 390 nt
Organism: Gigantopelta aegis
Lineage: Eukaryota; Metazoa; Mollusca; Gastropoda; Neomphalida; Peltospiridae
Exons: 1
Coding region: 1-390 (129 amino acids)
Biological process (GO): DNA integration
Molecular function (GO): nucleic acid binding
Source: RefSeq, a predicted model, not a curated record